Molecule: messenger RNA, 2821 nt
Organism: Austrofundulus limnaeus
Lineage: Eukaryota; Metazoa; Chordata; Actinopteri; Cyprinodontiformes; Rivulidae
Gene: atxn3
Product: ataxin 3
Exons: 11
Coding region: 51-1100 (349 amino acids)
Biological process (GO): protein deubiquitination
Cellular component (GO): nucleus
Molecular function (GO): cysteine-type deubiquitinase activity
Source: RefSeq, a predicted model, not a curated record
CGAAUCGUUUCCUCUUUUACUGGUGACGAAGCGGUGGAGGUCAAAGUUGAAUGUUUGACAGAGAGCUGAAAAUGGAUUCCAUAUUUCAUGAGAAACAAGAGGGCUCCCUCUGUGCCCAGCACUGCCUGAACAACCUUUUGCAGGGUGAGUAUUUUACUCCUGUAGAUCUGUCAUCUAUUGCUCAUCAGCUUGAUGAAGAGGAGAGGAUGAGGAUGGCAGAGGGGGGUGUAUCCAGUGAAGAAUACAGGACCUUUUUACAGCAACCCUCUGGGAACAUGGAUGACAGUGGGUUCUUUUCAAUACAAGUAAUUAGCAAYGCUCUCCGAGUCUGGGGCUUGGAACUAAUCCUCUUCAAUAGCCGGGAGUAUCAAAGCCUCAUGAUAAAUCCAGUAAAKGAGAAAGCCUUUAUUUGCAACUAUAAGGAGCACUGGUUUACUAUACGCAAACUUGGACAACAGUGGUUUAACCUGAAUUCACUGUUGACUGGACCAGAGUUGAUAUCAGACACAUAUUUAGCACUUUUCCUCGCACAACUACAACAAGAAGGUUAUUCCAUAUUUGUGAUUCGAGGAAAUCUCCCUGAGUGUGAGGCUGAGCAAAUUCUUGGGAUUAUGAGGGUUCAUCAGCAGCAGCGGCCCAGGCUCAUUGGAGAGGAAGAAGCCCAGACUAGUGCAGGGAGGUCAGCCGCUGUAGGCCAGACAGAGAUGGGGUUUGGUGUGGAAGAUGAGGCUGUGGAUGAAGAUGAAGAGCUAAAGCGAGCUCUGGCACUCAGCAGACAGGCCAUGGAUGUGGAAGAUGAAGAUGCUGAUCUUCGUAGAGCCAUACAGCUCAGCAUGCAAGGAGCAGCAAUGACCAACAAGUCUACAGAGUGCGAAGUGGAAAACRUAAAGGCAGAAAGCCAGCCUGCGGGGGGACAAAAAGAAAUCCAAAAUGAAACACUUACAGCUGAGGAGCUGAGGAAGAGGAGACAAGCCUACUUUGAUCGACAGCAGCAACAGCCAAACAUUCCUCAACAAUCAGACGCACAUUCAACAAGUGAUUCAGGAUCAGUGAGCACCGGCUCUGAGGAGGACCAACAACAACAAAAGCCUAGCCAAUAAAGUUGUGGAAGGUUUGUCUGUUGUUUACCUGCAGCCUGGAUUGAAAACCCCUCCCAGGGGUAGCUUUGCUCCCUCUUCUAACGUUUUUGCAUAAUGCAAACAUAAGGACAGUCAGAAGGCUAACACGUGGUUCCCCCUCCCCUCGUUAGUUUGCUGGCAGGCCAUAAAGAAGAGAACAAAGGAAGGGAGCUCCUUGAGCGACGCUCCGAGUUUGGGAACAGUGUKACCACUGGGACUAACGAUGCAGUGAAUCCAAGCUUGCGAUUGCCUUUUUACCAUGGCGCCUUCUAUUUCUAUUGUAAACAGUUUGUUAUUCCGCUUUUGUUUUGUUUUGUUUUUUUCCUUUUUUUUCUGAAAACCGUGUAAAGAAACAACAUACAGAGGGUGUGUUUACUUGUUUGGGGGUGAAAACAUGACAAGACRGGCAUUCUGUGAAAGCAAUACGAGACCAAUGUUUAGAAGAAAGCUUUAUGUAACGACGAAGCCUCCUACUGUUGUGUUGCACAUGGGUUUGUGCAGCGCGAGACAAAUUAAAACACCCGAAUAUCGCUGUAGUUUUGUAACGAUUCAGUCAUUUCUGUUGCGAUGCACUAAAUUCUGUUUCAGUGAGAAACACUAAAAUAACUGGGCUACCCAUCACUGACAUUAUCCAUCRUUUUCACUGAGCAUUUACAAGAGAGCUCAAGGUUUUUUUCUUAGAAAGCGGUAUAUUUUUGAUGUUCUUAGAUUUUUAUUUUCUUUAAUUAUGCAAGUGGACAUAAAACAAAUUUAAGGGUGUUUUGUCACUUUGGGCAAAACUGAUUGAUUUUCAGCUGUUCUUAUGUUGAGAUGUAGGAGGAGGGUAGAGACCGGGCAGCUGAUGGAUCAGUGAUUGUCUCCUGCUCAGCGUGAUCAGUUACUUUUCAAAUCGUCUGACAUGUCCAGUCAGCCUUUUUAAUCAUUGAUUUCACUUGUUUCUUAUGUCUAUUUGUAGAAAAGUAUUCAGUGAUAUAAAAGUCAAACAAAAAAUGUAUUUUAGAAACACCUCAGAAAUGGCUGAUCCCUUUAAUCUUGCAUGUUACAACUCCCCCAAAUACUUUUUAAUUGCACUCUGCUGGUAACGUACUGUAAAAGUAAAUUGGUUUACAUUUAAGUUGCCAUGGGUUAAAGACGAUGUAUGUCUUGUCGACUGAUGAUCUUCAAAAACAAAAGAGACAAGUACUAAUAACCUUAAUAAGUAGUCAAACUGGACGAGAUGAAAAAUCUGAAAUGUGUUGAAGUUUAUACACGUUUGAAUACUUGGGUAUAUUUUAUUGCUUAAAUCUAUAACCAGAUCUUGUUUCACUCUAAAGGUUUUUUUGUGUGUGUGUUGAAUAGACCACAUUACAGCACAAGCACACUUUUUUUAAACUGUUUCCUAGAACCAGUGACUGUUACGCGUUGACAUUUUUAAUGCCUCCUCAAAAGUUAAGGAAAUCAUGUGACGUUGGACCUGAUCGAUCAUUUCCAGGAAGAUCUGAUGUUUUUUCUGUUUUUCUUGAUCAUCUGUAUUUUUUUUCCAAAUGCACUUGUGUGGGAGUUUAAAAUGUCAGUAGUCUGUUUCCUUAUCUUUUUUUUUAUCACUGCAUUAUUUUCAAAAACCUUUCUUACAAUAAGUACUGCUUUUAUUUAAUGUUUGCACAGCUCAGUCUUUCAUUUAACAAACUGGUUAGUGUUUCAGGAUUAAAGUGAUAUUAACUCAU